ACGUUUUAUAAGGCGGCGCAAUGUGCGACCUCGAAAAUUUCCAGUCUUAACGUUGUUGCUACACCAUCCAAAUGGCAUAUCAUUUACGAUGAUAAAAGUACUGAUUUUGUUCCGGAUAUUAAUGCUGCAUUUUCUACUUUGUAAUGGAUGUUCCAACCUCUACACAUCAAUUGGACAAUGUAGGAAACCCAUGUCCUCUACUGUGCUCGAUACGUUUUCUUCAAUAAGUCAAACAGAAUGUGAAAACCAUUGCAAUAAUAACAGUGGCUGUAAGGGAAUUGGAUAUACUCCGGCUGGUUCCUUCGGAGCAAGUUCAUGUGAAUUGUCAUCUUCAAGCUUCUAUGAAUUCGGUUUCUUUUGCUCAACUGUGUUUUACGUGAGACAUUGUCCAGGAGGAUGCCUCGAUAGCUAUACCGUAUACGACCAGAAUACAAAAGGGGAAGGGAUAAUCCAUGUCGACACACAAAAGGAAAAACAAUGCGAAUCUCUUUGCAAUGCUAAUAGUUUAUGCCAGGGAUUUCGUCAUGAUACAAGUGACAAUACUUGCGAGCUGACUGUGGGAAAUAUCGGCACACCUUCCGGUUCCUCGGGAUCACGCUUUUACCAGAGACACUGUCCAAAAGAUUGCAUUAACUCCUAUUCAUCUCCAAUGGGAUAUUCAAAAAGCACAGCGGUAUAUUGGGAAAAUAAUAAAGCAACUGAGGCAGAAUGCCAAACGGAUUGCAAUACCGACAGUUUCUGUAUGGCAUUUUAUUAUCGAGCAGAUUUGACAUUGUGUCAAUUAUCAACGUCAAAUAAUUUGGGGUUUUGGUGGUUAGGGCCAUGCAGUUCUUGCAAUUUUUAUCGACGACAUUGUUACGGACAAGCAGCAAGCAGUGUUACCGAGGGAACAGGUUUGGAAACUACGACGGACGACGGUGUCCAAACAACCCUUUUAGACACUAAGACAGUAACAAUGCAAGAAACACUGAGUACAUACACAACUGGACUUGGUCAGACGACAUUGAGUGAUUUCAAAACUUCGAAAACAACGGAAGACACACAGACUGAAAUUUUAACAACUUCUACAUCCCCGUCUACUGUAGAUAACAGCUCUUUUGUGCAAUGCGUGUGUUCGUGUAGAAAUUCGAGCAUGAGUCUUGAGGAAAAUAUUGAAAAGAGGAAGAAAGAGUUACAGGUCAAUGUAGAUGAACUAUCUUCUUCAAAGAGAAAAUUAAUCAGCGUGACAGAUCCCCGACCCUCGGCGCAAGCUAUAGGACAUGUUGGAGUGGGAAUUUUGGUUCUUGUAGGAUGCCUUUUUCUUGUACCCGAUUUAUUUUCUGGUUUAGCAUUUCUAAUCCGUAGUUAUAAAUUCUGACAUUCUGAAUUAAGAAACUUGCUUGGAGUGUGUCCACUUUGAUAUACACUGUUGUUUAUUUGUACACUGACAUCGAUUUUUAAACAAAAAUGUGUUUUAAACAUUUUAUUUUUUCCUUUUCAAAUUUAUUUUUUCCUUUUCAAAAAUAAACAAAUUAUUCAUUAAGGAAAAAAAUCAAAUCAAUUUUUUAAAACUUACUUUAUAGCAAUAUAUUCCAAAAUAUCCCUUUUGACAUUGACCAAGAAUUUGAGCAAUCGACUAAAAUGUCUAUAAUACGCAUUUUGCUGACCAAAGAUAUAUAGACGACUAUUCCAGAUAGUAAUUGAUGUAUCAUUAGUAUUUGUAUAUAAACAAAUAUAGAAUAAAGAAAGAAAUUACAAUUUAUUUGAAUAAAACUUUGGGCAAA
Messenger RNA from Magallana angulata, 1763 nucleotides. RefSeq lists its product as uncharacterized. Bases 89 to 1357 code for a protein of 422 amino acids. NCBI's taxonomy places the organism in Eukaryota, Metazoa, Mollusca, Bivalvia, Ostreida, Ostreidae. The transcript is spliced from 6 exons. The record is from RefSeq and is a predicted model, not a curated record.